AUGUCUCCCUCUCGUACAUCGCCGUCUCCUACUGCUUCCAGAGGCCUCACCAAGGAGCAGCUCGACACCUUUAACAAAGAUGGAUAUUUGAUAAUCCCAGGAGCUCUCUCCCAAGAAACAGUUUCCUCCUUACUAUCCGAAACCCAUUCUAUGUUGAACAAUUUCUCGCUGGAUGAUCAUCCCAUGACGAAAUUUAGUACUGGGGAAGGAGAUGACGUUGAACAUGUUGGGGAUAGUUAUUUUCUGGAGAGCGGUGAUAAGAUACGAUUUUUCUUUGAGGAAGACGCACUAUCUCCAAAAGGCGAACUCCUCAAACCCAAACACCUCUCCAUAAACAAAAUCGGGCACGCCCUCCAUUCACUCUCGCCCCCUUUUGCCGCGCUUCUCUCUCCAAAUGCCACUCACUCUCCCUCUCUCAUCGCGCAAUCCCUCGGUUUCAAAGAACCCAAAUGUUUGCAAUCAAUGAUAAUCUGCAAGAACCCCGAAAUAGGCGGCGCAGUCCCCCCUCAUCAAGAUUCCACAUUUUUAUAUACCGAUCCACCCAGCGCAGUGGGAUUUUGGUACGCGCUCGAGGAUGCGACGAGGGAAAAUGGAUGUUUGAGUUUUUGGCCUGGGAGUCAUAAGUGGGAGGGGGUGGGGAAGAGAUUUGUUAGGAGGAAAGACGGUGGGGGGACGGAGUUUGUGGAGAAUGAGGGGGAGAUUUUCCCGAGAGGUUUAGAGAAGAGGGAGAAAGAGGGGGAGGAAAAGGAAGGCAGUUAUGUAAUGGGUGAAGUUAAAGCGGGGGAUUUGGUACUCAUUCAUGGGAAUUUGUUGCAUAAGAGUGAGAGGAAUACGAGCGAAAAGGGGAGAAUUAUUUACACGUUUCAUGUUAUUGAGGGGGAGAAUGUGUAUGACGAGAGGAAUUGGUUGCAACCUCCCGAGGGAGGUUUUACUAGGCUGUAG
Botrytis deweyae is the source of this 942-nucleotide messenger RNA. RefSeq lists its product as uncharacterized. NCBI's taxonomy places the organism in Eukaryota, Fungi, Ascomycota, Leotiomycetes, Helotiales, Sclerotiniaceae. Bases 1 to 942 code for a protein of 313 amino acids. The record is from RefSeq and is a predicted model, not a curated record. The transcript has 2 exons.